CUAUAUCUGUUUGGAAUGCAGGACUAGCAGUUAAAGGUAUAGGUACACUGAUAUGUGUUAGAAUCUCACCUAUAUCUGUUUGGAAUGCAGGACUAGCAGUUAAAGGUAUAGGUACACUGGUAUGUGUUAGAAUCUCACCUAUAUCUGUUUGGAAUGCAGGACUAGCAGUUAAAGGUAUAGGUACACUGAUAAAUGUAUGUGUUAGAAUCUCACCUAUAUCUGUUUGGAAUGCAGGACUAGCAGUUAAAGGUAUAGGUACACUGAUAAAUGUAUGUGUUAGAAUCUCACCUAUAUCUGUUUGGAAUGCAGGACUAGCAGUUAAAGGUAUAGGUACACUGAUAUGUGUUAGAAUCUCACCUAUAUCUGUUUGGAAUGCAGGACUAGCAGUUAAAGGUAUAGGUACACUGAUAUGUGUUAGAAUCUCACCUAUAUCUGUUUGGAAUGCAGGACUAGCAGUUAAAGGUAUAGGUACACUGAUAUGUGUUUGUAUUGUAUGCAGGCAACACUCUUGUUGUUUGGUAUAUGAUGUUAUUGUUGAGCCCUGUGUUCCUUUCUUUCGACAUCCUUCAGAUAUCUGCUCUUCACUUUGUAAAGUCACUGAAUACUGGAAUAUAGAGGUAUACAGAUAUUAGACUAGAUGUGAGUAGAAAUUAUCUUGAUUUAUGUCAUUCAAUAUUCAAAAUUCAGUCAAAGAGUGAUGUCAUAUUUGAAAUCUACAUGUAAAAGUACAUCUAGAAAUGUGGUUUAGAAAAUUGUUCAUCAACUUUAAAAAUUUUAAAAUGUGACUUCUAUUUCGGGUU
Messenger RNA from Owenia fusiformis, 800 nucleotides. The record is from the annotation of a GenBank genome assembly. Lineage: Eukaryota; Metazoa; Annelida; Polychaeta; Sabellida; Oweniidae.